Messenger RNA from Melanotaenia boesemani (Boeseman's rainbowfish), 1726 nucleotides. It is a transcript of the gene aifm2, whose product is annotated as apoptosis inducing factor mitochondria associated 2. Gene Ontology annotation, biological process: apoptotic mitochondrial changes; positive regulation of apoptotic process. Gene Ontology annotation, molecular function: electron-transferring-flavoprotein dehydrogenase activity; flavin adenine dinucleotide binding. The record is from RefSeq and is a predicted model, not a curated record. Gene Ontology annotation, cellular component: mitochondrion; cytoplasm. NCBI's taxonomy places the organism in Eukaryota, Metazoa, Chordata, Actinopteri, Atheriniformes, Melanotaeniidae. The coding region runs from base 151 to 1269 and encodes 372 amino acids. The transcript is spliced from 10 exons.
AGGGAGAACUAAUCAGGAAACCAAAAACCUGAACAGCUGAGAAACGGAACCUUUAAACAGCAGCAGAUUUAAGUUCGUACCUGCAGCAGGUGGUCUAAAGGGGGCGGGAACCAACAGGUACACACAGGAAACUUCAACCACUGUCUACAGAUGGGGGGUCAGGCGUCCAGGCCAGAGGGCGUCCACGUGGUGGUGGUGGGCGGAGGAUUCGGUGGCAUCGCGGCGGCUCAGCAGCUGAAAUCUGGAGGACUGGACUUCACGCUGAUCGACAUGAGAGAUGCUUUUCAUCACAACGUGGCGUCGCUCAGAGCGUCCGUACAGCCCGGAUUCGCUCAGAGGACCUUCAUCCCGUAUGUUGAGACAUUUGGAGACAGUUUCAUUCAGGGACGGGUGGAGCGAGUUGACACUGACAGACAGAUGGUCGUCCUGCUGGGAGGGCAGGAGAUCCAGUACUCCCACCUUAUCCUGUGUACUGGGACAGAUGGGCCAUUUCCUGGGAAAUUCAACACAGAGGCGUCGUAUCAGACAGCUGUCCAGGCGUACGAGGACUUCAUCCAACAGAUCCAGGCUGCAGAUUCUGUGUUGGUGGUUGGAGGAGGGUCGACUGGUGUGGAGAUGGCUGCUGAGAUCAAGACGGAGUAUCCAGACAAAAAGGUGGUUCUGAUCCACUCCAGAAUUGGGCUGGCUGACCCAGACCUGCUGCCCAGUGUCAGACAGCAGGCCAAAGAGGUUCUGCUGGAGAAAAGAGUGGAGCUACUUCUGGGACAGAAAGUGAAUAACCUUUCAGAGCUGCAGCUGAACGUGAUGCAGAAAAACAUGGUGGUGACCACAGAUAAAGGAGAAACACUGACCACAGAUCUGAUCAUCAGCUGCACCGGUCUCAGGAUCAACUCUGCAGCCUAUGCAUCCGGGUUCUCUGGGAGCGUGGCUGAUAACGGAGCGCUGCAGGUGAACAAUCACCUGCAAGUUGAAGGUUUCUCCAACGUCUUCGCUGUGGGCGACUGCGCUGACAUCAAAGAACCCAAGAUGGCGUAUCACGCCGGCCUCCACGCCGCUGUCGCUGUGACCAACAUCAUCAACAGUCUGAGCGGGAAGCAGCUGACAGAGUAUCACACAGGCAACAUCACCAUGUUGCUGGCGAUGGGCCGAGAUGACGGCGUGGGUCAGUUCAACGGAAUGAGGCUGCCUCGUUUCCUCGUUGCUCUGGGGAAGAGUCGUGAUCUGCUGCUGUGGAAGAGCUGGAGGGAGAUGCAGCAGAAACAACCCUGAUGUGUCGCUGCAGACCGUCCUCAUCAUCACGGAGCCUUCCACAUCCUCAGCCACCACCAAGUGCCUCAACGCAACCCAGAGCCAACUCAGUACUGUAAGGCUGAAGCUUGAGUUUCUUCAGUAGCUCGGUUAGAUACGCGGCUGUUGACAAAGUUCGAUUCACCUCAUCAUAUAUGUUUAAAGUUGCACCUACUUGCCUCUAGAAAUAUUUAGUACAUAUAUUAUUCUUUAAAUGAACUCAGGAGGUUAUAACCGUGAGCUAAAGUCUGCAUGAAUCUGAGCUUUCAGCAGCGAUGUUUACACAGUUUCAUUCUGUAUUUUACACUAACAAUAAAACCUGUUAUCUUAUUAUUUCUAAGUCAUGUUACAGCUUAAACAUUUUAAAUGAACAUUAUGUAGGUUUUAAACUGUUUAAUUACACUUUUCAUCAAUAAACUGAAAAUAUUAAACAUGUUAA